CCCGAAAUUCACUUUGUUAAUCGUCUUCUUCAUUAUCACCAGCGAACCAUUUCAAAAGUUUAAGGGGGAUUGUCCUUAACUCUGCACUGAUUUUGGCCUUCCCCCUUUGAAACAAAGACAACUUGCUUCAAGGCUGCAACCAUGGCUUCCUUCUUUAACAGCUUGUGUUGCGGUUGUGUAUGUGGAUCAUAUGACGACGAUGAUGAUUCCUUUCACGCAAACGGAAAUGUGCAACAUAUUCUGACGAUUGAAGCUUGGGAAGAGACGUUAAACUUACCAGGAAAGAUCAUUGUAGCAUGUUUUAAGGCAUCAUGGUGUGGACCUUGUAAGGUAAUUGCACCCUUUAUCGGUGACUUGUCUCGGAAAUACGAUUCGUCCUUGUUCGUUAGCAUCGAUGUCGACGAUGUUCCUGACCUGAGUGAUGAAUUCAAUAUCCAAGCCACCCCAGUUUUUUUCUUUUUUUUGGAUAGACAAGAGCUUGACAUGAUGGUUGGUUCUAAUAAAGCUGAUAUACAAAAGAAGGUAGCUUCUAUUGUAGAAUUAUAUAGUCAAGAUUUCUAAACACAUUAAGAAUUUCAUGUAAUCCUUGAUAUUAAAUUAAAUUAUUAAUGUGUAAUCAACAA
This is a messenger RNA of Spinacia oleracea (spinach), 623 nucleotides long. Its product is annotated as thioredoxin H9-like. The coding region runs from base 142 to 561 and encodes 139 amino acids. The transcript has a single exon. NCBI's taxonomy places the organism in Eukaryota, Viridiplantae, Streptophyta, Magnoliopsida, Caryophyllales, Amaranthaceae. The record is from RefSeq and is a predicted model, not a curated record.